Messenger RNA from Tachysurus vachellii, 3489 nucleotides. RefSeq names its product DnaJ (Hsp40) homolog, subfamily C, member 5aa (gene dnajc5aa). NCBI's taxonomy places the organism in Eukaryota, Metazoa, Chordata, Actinopteri, Siluriformes, Bagridae. Bases 158 to 763 code for a protein of 201 amino acids. The transcript is spliced from 5 exons. The record is from RefSeq and is a predicted model, not a curated record. Gene Ontology annotation, cellular component: membrane; intracellular membrane-bounded organelle; presynapse. Gene Ontology annotation, biological process: regulation of synaptic vesicle cycle.
GCGAGAGGCUUCUUCUGCAGCAUUUGAGCGUUCACGUACGCGCGCGCGGCUCACGGGGAUGCGACCACGAAUUUAACACCACUGUUACUGCACUGAAAUUACACCGAAACGCAGUUUGUCACAGCCAAUAAAUAGAUUGUUAAGAACGUGAAUUGCCAUGACUGAGCAGCAGAGGCAGCGCACCCUCUCCACUUCUGGAGAAUCCCUCUAUCAUGUGUUGGGUGUCGACAAACUGGCCACUAACGAUGACAUCAAGAAGUCUUACAGGAAACUGGCCCUGAAAUACCACCCCGACAAGAACCCAGACAAUCCCGAGGCAUCGGACAAGUUUAAAGAGAUCAACAAUGCCCAUGCCAUCCUGAAUGACCCUACCAAGCGCAACAUUUAUGACAAGUACGGCUCCCUGGGGCUCUACGUAGCUGAGCAGUUUGGAGAGGAGAACGUCAACACUUACUUUGUCCUGUCCAGCUGGUGGGCCAAGGCGCUCUUUGUGUUCUGCGGCUUGGCUACAGGUUGCUACUUCUGCUGCUGCCUGUGUUGUUGCUGUAACUGCUGCUGUGGAAAGUGUAAACCACGGCCACCUGAGGGACAGGACCAGGAAUUCUACAUCUCUCCUGAAGACCUGGAGGCUCAGCUGCAGUCUGACGAGAGAGAGGCUGGUGGAGGUGAGCCCAUUGUCCUGCAACCGUCAGCCACAGAGACCACCCAGCUAACAUCCGACGGCCACCACACCACCUACCGGACCGACACCGGCUUCAACUAAUACCGUCUCUCCCCAGCUGCCAUUCUUCUCCCUCCCCGAGUCUGAGGAAUGAGCAGAGGAGCAACUCCAACUUUAAAAGAAAAAGCCACCAUUGGCAGGGAGAAAAGCCAGUGAGAGUGGAACACAAGCUGAGCUCUUUCAGGCAUUCCCACCCGUUUCUCAUAUCCACCACCAUCACCAUUCUUCCAGAGUGGCAUACAUUCACCUCAGUGUAGCUUGAAAAUAAGGAGUUUAUUGAAAAAUAUUUUCUCUCUUGUUGUACUGUCUUUUUGGCCUUUGACUUCCAGACUUGCCUUUCCAUCAGCCUCUUCUCCAGCCAGAUUUGUUCACUGUCCUGUAGCAUGCACUGUUCCUCAAUCAGUAGUUGAGGUUAAACUCAGUAAAGUCUGUUUAUGUGCAUUGAUUUUUCUCACAUUCAGGAGUUUAUGAUGGAGAUUCUUGUUGAAAUGAUGUACUUGACUUGCAUGUGUCUAUAAGAAAAGCCACAUUUUUUCCAUUGUUUUUUUUUUCCCCCCCAGCAUUGCAUGCUUUCAUUCUUCCUAUUGCACUUCUGGGGGGACAGAAAUCGGACACACCGUGGGUUAAAUCAAUAGUUUUAAGCCCUGGUAUAUAAUAUACUGAACACUCUUUGUUAACUGUCUACACUACAACUGUGUUAAUUGUCUUAAUGGUCUGAUCCUACACACUAAGUUCAGUUGUAUUCUUUAGCAUCACUAUUUUCCCCCUAAGUCAUUUGAGUUUAUUAGAGAAAAGUGAUGCAAAUCUAAGCAAAGGAUGCUUGCCAAACAUAAUGUUUCCAAAAUAUAUUUUCUUAAUAUUUAUUUAUUCCAUCUGGAUUUUAAAUAGUGUGGUGAAGUGUUUUAAAUGGAUGAGCCAAAAUAAGUAUGUAUCAGUCGCUAAUCAGAAGUCGUGCAGUGUCGUGUAGAGGUGCGUAGUAGCCGGAUCAGGCUAUGGGGCCUUGGCUUCGUAGCAUGUUCUGAUUCUUAGCACCGGCCUAGUUAUUUACCUUUGCCUUGAUAACGUCCCUGUAUUCACAUUUUAAGGGAUUUAAACAUAUUCUGAAAUGUGAAACACAUUUUGUUUCAUCGUAUCAGACUAUACAACCCCAAUAUGUAUGUAAAGAGGAAAGGAAAAAAAUGUUUUUAUAUAGAUAUACAAUGUACACACCCUGUGUGUAUGUACAGUGUAUGUAUAUUUUGUGCAUUUUUACUUUGUAAUUGUAGGCUCGUAUUUAUUGCAGCGUGUUCUUGCUCAUGGUGAUGUGUGACAAUGGUUUAUUAGAGUUCAUCUCCCCUCAGCGUUUGCGCCAAGAGAUCAUGGUGGUUGUGAACGAAUUACCUGUUUUAGAUGGAAGUUGUUUAUUCAGCCAAAAAAAGUGGCUUUCACUGCAACAUGUUCUUUAGAUUUAAAAUAGGAUAAGGAUUUAAUAUUAGCAGUGUUCUAAGAAUUUCAAUAACUAAUUGUGUACAAUGACAUGAGACAUCCAUCUGAACACCUUUACACUCUCUCUGUGAUAACUGUUUAAAGCAGCAUGUUUCGGUGUUUUAAUUUUAUCAUCAUGCUAUUGUAUUAUCAUUUCCUUUUUCGUACGCCAAUUGCAGUGAGAUGUCCGUCGGCGGUGACGGACUGUAUUUCACCCCUGCACAUAUUAUGUGGUAAAUGAAAGUAAAAGUAAAAUGUUUUUACCAUUUGUGCUCUGAGCCAAGGUGAGUCAUUUGUCUAUAAUACCAAUUAAUGUAAUGCUUUUUCUUUUUUUAUAAUUGUUUUAUUUUCUUAAUACAUGGACAGGGCGAUUUUAAAAAAUAACACACAACACUAUCCCAAGGAUACACAACAUUUCUUCUUUACUGCAAAGGACAUAUGUAUUUUUUAAAUCAUCUUGCUAUAGAUACAUUUGUAGGUAUUGUUUUGUCUAAAGCUCCUAUUUGGAUUCUCAUGGUUGCGGUAAAAUAAAUCACAGGUUUAAAGUUGCCAUAAAUGUGACUAGUCAUAAUGCCAAUCUGCGUAUAAUAUCUACAUCACAUUCAUACUUUUUUUUUUUACACCCUUAUCACCUGCCAAACAUGCAACCUACAUUCAGUGGGUUGUGCUACAUUUUGUGGCUUAUGUAACACUGCACUAUCCACAUCACCAGCCUUGUUCAAUCGUAUUUCUUUGGCUUUUAUAGGCUAAAACCAUCAGAGUUGUAUACACCGAGUUUUUGACCACAGUCUUCUGCAGAUGGAUAUUCUGUGUGUCUGACAUGUUCCCUGCUUGUGUUUCCCUGCUCUUGAUGGCUUUUGAUUGUAGUUUGCAUCUGUGGUCAUUCCCUGUGCAUUUCCCUCCUCUCCACAAUAUUACACUGGUUUGCCUGUUAUGAGUUUUAAAUCAAAAUGUUGGAAAAUGCAAAGUUUAAUUUAAAUGCAAUGAAUUAACAUGGGCAGGACAGAGUUCCUUAAAAUGUGUGUAAUUAUUGUGAAAUGGUAAUCUGUUGUUUUUCUAUUUUAUUUAUGACCUUAUUUUGUCAUGUUUUUAAAGACUGUCCUUGUUUCAGAAGGUAUGUUAUUUGGAUGUGGCUGUGAAACUAUGCUACUCUUAGUUAAAUGGUCAAGGUCUCAUGUACAUACACAGAAUAAUGGAGUAUAACUAUAGACCUUUAUGUUGUAGCAUGGUUAUUGUCUGUCCAAAAGAAAACAUAUUGAUCUGAUUUGCUGGUGUAAAAAAAAAAAUAAAUGUUUAUGAACAUG